Messenger RNA from Lathyrus oleraceus (garden pea), 2449 nucleotides. RefSeq names its product protein root UVB sensitive 4. The transcript is spliced from 9 exons. NCBI's taxonomy places the organism in Eukaryota, Viridiplantae, Streptophyta, Magnoliopsida, Fabales, Fabaceae. The coding region runs from base 444 to 1946 and encodes 500 amino acids. The record is from RefSeq and is a predicted model, not a curated record.
AUCGUAGACCAACUAGAAGACUUUACUUCUAUUUUGGUCCACAUACAUAAAACAAUGACAACAACAAGACUUGCAUGUCUAACAAUUUGAAAGGCGUGUCACUACUUGAUAACCUUGAAUUUCGCUGUGCCGCCACACACAUUCCAAUCACCACCGCUCUCCGCCAACUUCCCGGUCAUUUUCCUUUCAAUUCGCCUCUUCUUGUUACCAACUGUCUUUCACAGGAAACCCUAAAAUUUAAAUUCUACCCUUUUGUUCAUACCACCAAUUUUUCAUCUUAACCGUUCAUUAUUAUAUUAAUAUAUAAAUCAAUUGGUCAUCAUUAAGUUAUUCUUCACCCUGAAAAAAAAAAGUAGAAUUGGAUUCCCCUGCUUAAUAUCUAUCUCUUCUUCUGCUUUGUUCUUCAAACAUUGAGGGUUCUAUAGUUGCACUUUCACAUUCUCAUGCCAUUAUCUCUUCAAAAACCCACCAAUUUUACUCACCCCGUAUCAUGGAACCUUCUCAGAAACAACCCCACAUCAAAACGAUCAAAACCCAAUUAUAAAAAUCUGAAAUUUAAAAGAGUUCAAGUUUUUUCAUCUCUUAGAACCUCUCUUGACUGUGUCUCUUCUGAUGGAGGUGUUGAGAAAGGUUUGCAGCCGAUUCGGUUGCCCUUUGUGGUUAGGAGUCCCACCAAAGUCACUAGAUUCUUCUGGAAUGGUGGCUGCUUGGAGUUAGUUGUUGUUGAUGGUGGUUCUGGUUGUUCUGAUGAGGAUGGAUUGGUGAGGGUGGUUGGUUCUGUUGUUAGGGACUUUUUUAUUCCGAGAGAUGUUACUGAGAAUUAUAUGGAUUAUGUGAAGUGGAAGCUGAUUCAUCGUGUUUUCAGUUCUGCACUUCAAGUUCUUGCUACUCAGGCAAUGUUUACAGCCAUAGGAGUUGGAUACUCCAGUUCUCUUCCAUCAGCUGCUGCCCUUAAUUGGGUCUUAAAAGACGGUCUUGGACGAUUAAGCCGAUGCAUAUACACUGCUAGCCUAGCUUCUGCUUUUGAUACUAAUUUAAAGAGGGUCAGGUUCGCCACAUCUGUUCUUUUUGUUGGAAGUAUUGGACUUGAGUUACUCACUCCUGCGUUUCCUCGAUUAUUCCUGCUGCUUGCAACUAUUGCCAAUAUUGCUAAACAAAUAAGCCUGGCAUGCUACUUAGCAACUCGGUCAGCUGUUCAUCAAAGUUUUGCAAAAGCAGACAACCUUGGAGAAAUUUCUGCCAAGGCACAGAUUCAGACAGUGUGCUUUGACAUCCUUGGUCUCAUGCUUGCUGCCCUGGUUAACAUGUGGCUUGCAAGACCACAGACAGGUCUCCAUUUCUUUGUUUAUCCCUUUUUUGCAUCUAUGGACCUUUUCGGGAUUUACCAAGGACUAAAGCAUGUCCAUCUGCAAACCUUGACUAAGGAUAGGCUUGAAAUCAUUCUAAGCACUUGGAUUGAGAACGGGUACGUGCCUUCACCGGCGGAGGUGAGCGAGAAAGAAGUAAUUGACUUUUUGGGAGUUAAAGGUAAAAGCUUGUGGCCGAUUAGAAUAGGGUGCAUAAAUCCCAAGGAUGAAAUACCACAGUGGUCAAUGAAGACGAUACAAAGCAUAACCGACGAGGAUUAUUACUUUGUAUGCACCGAGAUCUCCAAAGGAUUAAAAAGAACACGACAGCAUCGUAUUCUUCUUUCCAUCCGUGAAGGAGCCGAGGCAGUGCAUAUAAUCACGGGUUUGUUGCAGGCAUGCUACAUGAGAAGGGGUCUCGCGAACAACAUAUCAAACUCAGCACUUGAGGAGUGGCCUGUAAUUGUUGAGGAUUGCAAGAGAUAUGCAGAAAAUGAUAUAGGUAAUUUGAUUGAACAAAUGGUGGGAAUGGGUUGGGUGGUGAAGAACAUUUUAUUGUCAAAGGAAGAGCAGGGUAGAUACAGUUUUGUGUGUGAAUAAAGAUGGUUUUCAAAUUUUGGCUGGCUCCUUAGCAUCAUGGGAGUGUUUGGGGUUUACUAUUUCUUCUCUUUUAAAGAUUAACCUUAAGGAAGAAGUUAAACAUUAUAACUGUUUAUAAAAAAUGAGGUGGUGUUGGCUGUGGAGAUGAUAGCUACGUAGGUUGCAAAAUCGGUCAUGGUGGUGCUGGACGCAAAGGAGACAGAGGGCGAUGGCGGUGGUGCAAACACAUAUGUUGGAAAUGACAUAGGUCUGGCGACUUUGACGAUGGUGGUCGUGUGGUAACAACAACGACUUCAAUGUUGGCACCAACUUGCACACAUGUUUCAAUGAUCAAGAAGGGUCCUCAAACUCUCAUAUGAUCAUUAUAUAUAGUUCUACAGUUCUACGUGUUUAACAUAUUUAAUAAGUUUUGAUAUGAUCAUCAUCUGUGAUUGACAUUUUUAACAAGUUUUGAUGAUAACAAAGAAUAUCAAAAGUAAGUUAUCAUAAACAUUAUCAUGAUU